AUGGCUACUACGCAGCGUGCCUUCCAAGCGGCGAUGCUUGAUUUCAAGGACAAGCUCAAGGGCCAUAGUUUCUACGACCAAAUUAUCCAAACGACUAGCAUCGAGCAAGUCUACCAGGACAUCGAAAAGCUCCAAGACAAGCAGGCAAAAUCCGGUCGCCUUCGCCACUUAUCCAAGAUUGAACCGUUCCUAGCUCGACUUCGCGAAUAUAGCAGUGUCGUUGAGACAUUUGUGCAAGCCAAGCCCGACAUCCUAGCGCUGAUAUGGGGCCCAAUCAAGCUUCUGCUGCUAUGGGCUGACGUUCUUAAACAGUCAUUCGAUGCCCUGGUCAAUGCGCGGGAGGAGAUUGGGAAUGCCCUGCCUGACUUUUGCGAACUGGCCGAGAUGUUUGCCGGCAACAACCGUUUGCAGGCAUUUCCUGUCAUCCAGGUUAACAGUAAACAAGGUCUCAAAGUUAUGUUUGAGAUGCUCUGGCCUCGCCAUAAAGACAGGAUACAGGUCGUGGUAAAACAUAUGGCAAGCCAUCGCGACCUAUUUAGAAGAGAAGUUCGCAUGGAGGAGAUACGCAGAGCAGACGAAAUGCGAAACCGUGAAUUGCAGCAUUUCGUACAGACAGAGGAGAAUAGCAUCGCGCAAGAAUAUGCCAGUCAUCGAGCACACUUGGCACCGAAGAACUACGAUGCCGACCUGUAUCGUUUCAGCGAAUCUGUUUGCAACGGAACCGGGAAAUGGCUCUUCCGUAACGAAUCAUUCCAGAAUUGGCUCGCCGGCAAAGACAAGGCAAAGCCUAUUCUAUGGCUCCGUGGGAUCCCAGGAGCCGGUGAGCCACUAGUUCUGUUACAAUCCAUGCGAUAUACACUAAUCAACUACUCGUAUAGGCAAGACGCUGCUUGCAAGUAG
Molecule: messenger RNA, 900 nt
Organism: Fusarium musae
Lineage: Eukaryota; Fungi; Ascomycota; Sordariomycetes; Hypocreales; Nectriaceae
Exons: 2
Coding region: 1-900 (299 amino acids)
Source: RefSeq, a predicted model, not a curated record